Molecule: messenger RNA, 2145 nt
Organism: Manihot esculenta (cassava)
Lineage: Eukaryota; Viridiplantae; Streptophyta; Magnoliopsida; Malpighiales; Euphorbiaceae
Exons: 7
Coding region: 366-1964 (532 amino acids)
Source: RefSeq, a predicted model, not a curated record
ACAUUCCCGUGCACAUGCAUCCACCGCACAUUGCUCAUUCACACUGCAACCGGUAGUAGCCGGUGGCAACCACCAGACACGCCACCGACCAAGCCGGUGAAGUAAACUGAGACCACCGUGAAGGCCACGGCGGUGUACAAAAGUUGACUUGCGUGGACAAAUCUUUACCGUCGAUCUUAUGGAGCUAAAACCCGGAGGAGAGUGAGAAAUGAUUAGUUAAGCAGUCAAUUCGGAGAAAAGAUUAUAAAAAAAAUAAAGUAAAGGUAUUGGAUAGAUCAGAUUAUCGUCAUUCGUCAGAGCCAACGGUUUCUGUGUCAGCUGGUUGAAGCAGCAAAGGCGUGGACUGAACCUUGGUUUCAGCAAGAAUGGAGGAGGUGAGAGGAGGAAACACGUGGACGGAGGAGCUCGCGAGUCUGGUGGAGGACACUGGAAUAAGAUACGCUGCUGCUUCUGCUGCCGCCGGGGAAUCUCUUGGGUUGUCGGUGCCGGCAUUGAAGAAAUCGGGAUUCAUUGGGGACUACGGUGAGGAAGAAGGGAAAACGGAGAGUUUGAAGGAGCAGGUGACUGGGUUUUUGAAAUCUUGGGGGGAAAUGUUGCUGGAUUUAGGGAAGGGGUGCAAAGACAUUGUGCAACAGAGUUUGAUCACUGAGGAUUCCUUUAUAGUGAGAAAUGUUGGAAAGCCAAUGGCUAAGGUCUCUGACCGAUUCAAGAUUUUGAACGAGUUCUUGCCUGAGGAUCGCGACCCCGCCCACGCUUGGCCUGUGAUAUUCUUUGUUUUAACACUCGCGCUUGCUGCUCUGAGUUUAAAUACAAUGGAUGAUGCCUCUGUUCCAGCAGUAAAGAAAGUACAUGUACAUCCUCCAAGUGCAAAUCACAUUCUGCUUCCAGAUGGUAGACACAUGGCUUAUCAUGAAAAUGGUGUCCCUGCCAGCAGAGCAAGAUUUUCCAUGAUUGUUCCUCAUUCUUUUAUCUCUUCUCGGCUUGCAGGUAUACCUGGAGUUAGAGCAUCACUACUUGAAGAAUUUGGUGUUCGCUUGGUCACAUAUGACCUUCCUGGUUUUGGGGAGAGUGAUCCUCAUCCCAGCAGAAAUCUAAACUCAUCGGCCCUGGACAUGCUCCACCUAGCAAAUGCUAUUGGUGUAAAUGACAAAUUUUGGGUGCUGGGUCACUCAAGUGGAAGCAUACAUGCAUGGGCUGCUCUCAGAUACAUCCCUGAUAGAAUCGCUGGUGCUGCCAUUAUUGCCCCAGUGAUUAAUCCAUAUGAGCUGGGCAUGACAAAAGAAGAGAUGAGAAGAACAUGGGAACUAUGGUCAUCGAAAAGGAAAUUAAUGUACUUCUUAGCUCGGAAAUUUCCAAAAUUUCUCGCUGCUUUUUAUCGCCGAACCUUCCUAUCCGGUUUUCAUGGUCAAAUUGAUAAGUGGAUGUAUCAGUCACUUGGAAGGAAGGACCAACUUCUGAUUGAGGAUCCAACAUUUGAAGAAUUUUGGCAUAGGGAUGUGGAGGAGUCAAUCCGCCAAAGGACUACAAAACCAUUCAUUGAGGAAGCUGCACUACAGGUGUCGAACUGGGGUUUCAGCUUGGCAGAUCUACAUGUGCAGAAGAAGUGUCAGAGGAAAGGCAUUCUCAUUUGGCUUAGGUCCAUGUACAGUCAGGCUGAAUGUGAAUUGGCUGGAUUUCUUGGCCCAAUUCACAUAUGGCAGGGUACAGAUGACAAAGUAGCGCCACCAUCAAUGACCAACUACAUAAGCCGGGUUCUACCUAGCGUCACCUUGCAUAAGCUUCCAAAUGAAGGCCACUUUUCCUUUUUCUAUUUCUGUAAUGAAUGCCAUAGGCAGAUAUUCUCCGCUCUUUUCGGAGAUGCUCUAGGUCCUCUUGAGGAGAUAGUGGACAUGAAUGCAACUCCAUUUGAAGGAGAGAUAGAAGAGGUAUCAUCGUCCACUGAUUCUUCUCCAGGAGAUAUGUGACUACAGAUAUAUACUACUGUCCCUUUUUUUGGCCAUUUUCCCAUGUAAAUAUCACAGCUACGGGUUGCUCCUGAUCUCUGUGGAGCACUAGGUGAAAUUCUGAGGUAUAAUUUUGUUUCAAAAUUUUUGGACGAUAGUCUCAUUUUGAGAGAGUUAAAAGCAAAGAGGCAGCAAUUCUCUA